Messenger RNA from Penaeus monodon (black tiger shrimp), 4661 nucleotides. It is a transcript of the gene Lerp, whose product is annotated as cation-independent mannose-6-phosphate receptor-like. The record is from RefSeq and is a predicted model, not a curated record. Gene Ontology annotation, molecular function: D-mannose binding; signaling receptor activity. Gene Ontology annotation, biological process: lysosomal transport. NCBI's taxonomy places the organism in Eukaryota, Metazoa, Arthropoda, Malacostraca, Decapoda, Penaeidae. Gene Ontology annotation, cellular component: trans-Golgi network.
UUACGGCGCAGUGCAGUUUGUUUUGAAAUCUCUUCCCCGCAACGAGGAAAUAGCACGUCAGACAAAAGCCGAAAUAACUCUACACUGAUACUACUCAUUUAUCAUCAUCGCCCUUCUUUUCACAGUUCAAACAGUGAAAAAAACUUUAAAAGGCGCAAGUGGGACGAAAUGUCUGAGUGGCGGAAACUGUAGGAUUCUGUCUUAGAUGACUCAACAGCUGUGUGUGGUGAUCAGUCCUCAUGUGAUCCGCAGUCAUCAUAACGCCGCCGCGACCACAGUCGUCAAGAUGUGGCCGAUAACGUCGCUUUUGUUGGCCAUAGCCCUACAGGGUGUACGGAGUGAAACAAGUAACAAUGAUACAAAGGUGGAUUUUCCAUGCAAAGUGGUUGAUGGGGAUCAUGUCUACGAUCUCCGCGAACUGGCAGCGAGAGACUACUGGAAGUAUGACGAGACCCUGCACACUGGCCUAUUCGAGAGCAGAGUGAUGUACAUGAGCUUCUGCCACCAACUCAGGAACGUCCCAGUAGUGUGUGAGGGAGAAAAUGUGGGUGUUUGUGAGACUAAGAAGGAUGACACAGGGAAUGAGGUACCCCUAGGGAGUCGGGGACAGGUGUCCUCCACGGGCCCGGUCGUCACGGAGGAUGGCUGGUUGAGCUACGUGUUUGAAUCAGGAGCUAAGUGCAACAAGAGCAUUCACGAAACCACAUACAAAACCUAUGUCCAUCUGUAUUGUGCAAGAGAUACUGCAAGUGAGACUGCUGGGCCCACGCUGAUGAGCUCUCCAGGAUGCGAGAGGACUUUUGCGUGGAUGACAAAGGCAGCAUGUCCAGCCAAGGCAGAGAUCACCAGAGAAAGUUGUACUGUGAAGUUCUCAAACUCAGAUUACAUACUGAAUCUUCAUACGCUACACGCAGAAAUGUAUUACAAUGUCUCAAGUUCAGAAGCCAAAUAUGAACUGAAUAUCUGCGGCCCAGUCGCUGGUGGUCAUUGUGGGUCAGAUGCAGCCACAAUGUGUGAUGUAACAGAUCCAUCAGCUCCUGUUGUGUUUGGCACUUUGGAAGGGAUGGACAUCAAGUGGGAAAAUCAAGUUCUUAUUUUAACCUACAAGAAUCAGGAAAACAGCGUUAAAGUCAUUGCAGGUUGUGAAAGAACUGCAACAUCUCCAAUUGUCAAUUUUGUGGAGAAGAACAACAAGGAAGUAGUAUUUUCUGUCAAAACUGCAGCAGUUUGCACUCCAGAUGAAGCUCCUGAAUGUGUCAUAGAGGAUCACAAAGGCAAUGUUUAUGACCUGAGAUCUCUGAGGAAGGAGCAAGGAAAUUGGGAGGUUCUUGAUGAACGAGACGACCAUAAGGCUUCCUCUGACAGAAAUGAAGGAAUUGCAGAUCAGCUGUACCACAUCAACGUGUGUGGGCAAGUGAAUGAAGGAAGGCACUACCACUGUCCUCCAGGACCCAUUGGUGCUUGCCAGACGAGCUUUGAUGCCUUGACAGCCCACAACCUGGGUUUCCUUACUUCACACCCGAGUGUUAAUGAGGAUGGCUCUAUUACCAUUACAUACACAGGUGGAGAUCAAUGUCAGGAAGGAAAACAUGCACGCUCUACAAGAAUCAACUUAAUAUGUAACGACAUCGAAUAUGAACCAGUGUUGGUAGAUGAAACUUCUACGUGUGAAUAUAUAUUCACAUGGUUAACACCAGCUGCUUGUCCACGUCACUUAAAAAAGGGGACAAAUUGCUUAGUAGAAGAUCCUCUUUAUGGAAAUGUGUAUGAUCUAAAUCCAUUGAGAAAUCAGAUGAAAGAUUAUAAUGUUACUGAUGGAGAGCAUGACUAUUUAAUAAAUAUUUGUGGACCCCUUUUAUCAAAAUGCAAAGGAGAGGGCCAAUCUGGUGUUUGUCAAAUCAAAGGAGAUGAACAGUUUAGUGGAGGAAUGGCUACAAGUAACAUCACAUUUAAUGAUGGAACAUUAGUGAUAAAUUACAAUGGUGGAACUGGAAGUUGUGCAGGCAAUAAUACAAGAUCUGCCCAAAUAAUUUUCUUAUGUGAUCAGAAUGAAAGUGGCAGGGAUGGUCCGCACUUCUUCCAUGAAGAUGAAACUUGCACUUAUCAUUUUACUUGGCUGACAAUGCAUGCAUGCCCUCCAUUUAGUGUUGUGGACUGCAGUGUAGUUACUGAUAAUGGGACAAUUUAUGACCUUAAUGAAUUGUCAUCAUCUAGUAUGAAUGAAGAAUACUCUACAUCAGAUGGAAAUAAAAAGUUUGUGCUGAAUGUUUGCAGGUCAGUGGUCCAUAACAAAGAGAGUAGGUGUCCCUACAAUGCAGGAGCAUGUGUAAUUGAUUUGAAGCACAAAGAAAAGGCAUUAAAUAUUGGAAAGGUUCACAGUGGACCAUAUAUAGAGGAUGGCAACUUGAAAAUAAAGUACAGUGGAGGAGAUCCGUGCGAUGAUUCUAGCCAGCUUUCUGAAACUAUUAUUCAAUUCAACUGUGAUAAGGAAGAGCUUUAUGCAUAUCCACAACUGGUAGCACAAGAGGGUUGCAAAUACAUAUUUGAAUGGAACACACCUAUUGCCUGUCCCCUGCCACUUAUAGACCAUACCACAAGUGCUCCAGACACUAAGGGUAAUUGUACUGCUAAAAAUGAUUUUACUGGCUAUGUCUUUGACCUGAAUCCUUUAAAAAAGAAAACAGGCUAUGAAAUACAGGAUAGUGGUGAAGUCCAUCUUGUUUUAAAUGUCUGUGAUGAAGUUGAUACAAAAAGAUGUCCAGACAAGGGAACAGGAGCAUGUUCUUAUAUCCAUGAUAACCAUGCAGCUAGUGCUGGAAAAGCAAAUGCAAACUUGCAGUAUCACCUUGGAUUUCUUUCCCUUUAUUAUACCGGUGGACAAGCUUGUGGAAAUGGAGAACAACGUUCCACUCUUAUAAGCUUCAUAUGUGGAGCUGAAGAUGCACCAGAUAUACCUGUCCUUAUACAUGAAGAUCUAGAUAAAUGUAUCUAUUAUAUUAACUGGUAUACUGACUUGGCUUGUGAACGUAGGAUCAAUUGUUUUGUGGAUACGUGGGAACAGCGACUAGACUUGACACCUCUGAUCAGAUCAACUGGCAGCUAUGAAGUUUUAAAUCCUGAGAAUCCCAAGCAAAAGUUUUACUUGAAUGUGUGCAGACCACUCAAUCACAUCGUUGGCCUGAACUGUCGCCCAGGUUCCUCUGCAUGUCUUUCUCUGUCAGAGUCUGAAGCCUUAAGUCUUGGCCAGCCAAUUACAACUCCACAAUAUAUAUAUUCAGAUGAAAUUCAGAUGAUAUAUUCUCAUGGAUCUAAGUGCUUAACAAACUCUGAAAUAGGAAUUUCUUCACGAAUUACAUUUAUUUGUGAUUUAGAUGCAGGCAAGGGGAGCCCGACCUACAAAAAUGUAACCCAUGAUUGCCAGUACCUGUUUGAGUGGCGAACAGCACUUGCAUGUGAAAACCGCCAAGAUGUCCCUGAUUCAGGCCCUGUCUGCCAAAUCCAGUUUAAUGCUGCAAAGACUAAUGUUAAUCUGAAACCUUUGAACAGACCAGAGGGAUAUUCUGUUAAGUUUGAGGAUGAGGAGUAUAAAAUUAAUGUAUGUGGGGCAGCUUGUGGUGAAUCUGGUGUAUGCACAAGUGAUGGAACUAGCUUUGGUCUGAGCAGUAAGUCUGACUUAAAUUGGGACUAUGACAAGUUGAAGCUCAUGUACUAUGGUGGUGACAGUUGCAGUGAUGCACUGUCAGGACAAAGAACCACAAUCAUAUACUUUUCAUGUAAUAUGAGUGUGGGAUUGGGAUACCCAGUCCCUGAUCCAAUAAUGAGGGAUUUAGAAUGUGUAGCAAUAUUCAACUGGGAAACUAAUUUAACCUGCAUCGAAGCCAUUUACAAUAUGGAUGACUCUUCUGACAGCAAACCUAUAAAUUCUGACCCAGUUAUACCAGACAAUGAAUCUCAUGAAGCUGAAAAACCUUCUGCUGAAGAAGGCAAUAGUGAUAGCCCUUCUGCAGACCAGCAGCAAACGGAACCAGAGAGCGCAUAUUCAACAGUAUCUGCUGCCAUUUCCAGUGUCCUCAUUGUUACAGGAAUCAUAUUUGUGAUUAUCCUGGUUUUAUUCAAGUCUGAGCGGGGACAGCAAGUGGUGUCAUCUGCCAGGAGAUUCUUCGGCAUGAGAGGGUAUUCAAACAUAACCCAGUCACGCAUGGAAAAUUCCUCGCUUAUAAGCCCAUCCUCCUAUGCUAGAGUGUACAGAGUGGAUGAAAGUGAUGAUGAUCUUCUUAAUGUAGUAACCUAAAUGUAGACAAUGUACUAUUUGCAUAAAAGAAACUGAUAAGAGUCCACUUCUAAAAAGUCAUAAGGCUUUUUAUAAAAUAAAUAUAUGUUUUAGUGAGCUAAAUCUUGUGGAUAUUAAUUUCAGCUUUCUUUUAUGCAAAUAACAAGGGUGUAUGCAGAAAGUAUUUAACCAAACAACCAUUAACUCUGAGUAAGAACAUUCUAAUAUUACUCCAUAGCACAAUCACAUAACAAAUAAAAAUGUAUUUUUGAGCACAAUGGCAACUAAUAUUUGGUAAUUUGUAGUUACAGUACUAAUGUAUUCAGAUUUCAUUGUUUGUAUAUAUAUAUAUAUGUGUGUGUGUGUGUGUGUGUGUGUGUGUGUGUGUGUG